ACUGCCGAGACACUCCUCUCCGACAUCAAAGGCAUCGACGACGGAGUCAAUGCCUUGACCGCAUCCAUCGAAGCCUACAACGGCGGCCUCAUCGACGAAUUACCCAUCGGCGCAGAUAUCGCCGCUAUCCACAUUGCCAACCGCAAGGGCUAUGUUGACGCAAACCUCCGGGCGACACCCUUCAAUGCGGAAGACUCGACCGCCAUCGUCCAGUACACAGCUUCCAGCGUCGGCGUGGACAUUCCGAAUUCUGUUGAUGUGCUCAAAGCCAAGUAUGACGUUUUUGAGGACCAGAAAGUCGUCAUUCUUGCUGGACUGAAGUUGUUGAAGAAUGACCACGACACGUUUUCAGCUGCCCUGGUUUCGAAGAUUACGGCGGAUAAAGAGAAUGGAUAUGCUGCUGUUGCCGUGAUUGAUGAUGCACUGCAGAGUGCAAUUGAUUUGUACUCA
Aureobasidium namibiae CBS 147.97 is the source of this 450-nucleotide messenger RNA. RefSeq lists its product as uncharacterized. The transcript has a single exon. The annotation marks the transcript as partial. Gene Ontology annotation, cellular component: extracellular region. The record is from RefSeq and is a predicted model, not a curated record. NCBI's taxonomy places the organism in Eukaryota, Fungi, Ascomycota, Dothideomycetes, Dothideales, Saccotheciaceae.